Messenger RNA from Carassius auratus (goldfish), 927 nucleotides. Its product is annotated as troponin I, fast skeletal muscle-like. The coding region runs from base 357 to 887 and encodes 176 amino acids. Gene Ontology annotation, cellular component: troponin complex. The transcript is spliced from 8 exons. The record is from RefSeq and is a predicted model, not a curated record. NCBI's taxonomy places the organism in Eukaryota, Metazoa, Chordata, Actinopteri, Cypriniformes, Cyprinidae. Gene Ontology annotation, biological process: skeletal muscle contraction; cardiac muscle contraction.
UAAAGAGAAUGGAGGAGCUGUAUGGGAAACCUAUAUAAACCUGACUAAUGUUAAAAGCUGAUACUCUUUCCCUCUACAGUAAUUCCCUCUGAACGUCCUGCUGUGCACUGAAAGCUGUUGAAGUUGAGGAGAUUCUUCAAAAGGCAGCAAGUUUACUGUCAGCUGUCUCGUCUUCUGUGUUGGGUGCAGACCUUCUGCUUCCUACAAAGGAACUCUAAAAAAAGAGCACAAGACAACUGCUUCUCAAACUGAGACCCUUAACACUUAAGGUACCUCUAUUAAAGGCAGCAACACCCCCACCUGCCACCCACAGGCGUCUUCACCUUCACAGAGGUUGCCACAAAGAGACUGGCAAGAUGUCUGAGAAAAAGAUGUCGUCCAGCCGCAGGCAACAUCUGAAGAGCUUGUUGCUUCAGAUCGCUCAUGGGCUUUUGGAGGAAGAGGCAGAUGAGGCUGAGAAGGAAAAACAGAGAUACAUGGAGGAGAACUGCCCUGAUCUCUCACUGCCUGGACGUAUGCAGGAACUACAGGAUCUGUGUAGGAAGUUGCACCAGCAGAUUGAUGUUGUUGAUGAACAGAGAUAUGAUAUGGAGAGCAAAGUGGCCAAGUCAAACAAGGAGAUUGAGGACCUGAAAAUAAAGAUUCAGGACCUAAAAGGUAAAUUCAAGAAACCCGUUCUUAAGAAAGUACGUAUGUCUGCUGAUGCCAUGCUGCAAGCCCUGCUGGGCUCCAAACACAAAGUGUCCCUGGACCUGAGAGCCAACCUCAAACAGGUCAAGAAGGAGGUCAAGGAGGAGGAGAAGGAUGCAGUGGGAGACUGGCGUAAGAACAUUGAGGACAAGGCUGGUAUGGAUGGCAGGAAGAAGAUGUUUGAGUCUGAGGCCUAAAUCAGUUUUUCUUAAAUAAAUUAACGUUUCCAUAAAAUGA